CAAUAGGUCGUCGCUCCCUCCGGUUCACCCAUCGCUCCAGCGCUCAGUCCACAGUGCGCACCGGGUUACAGGCGCACACCGGAGACCCGUGACCAGCACCGCGGCCGCACACCGGAGACCCAGGGACCGCUGAGCUGCGUGUUGGGACGCUUCCCCGGUACAUUUGGAUAUACGGAGUCACCCUGCAGACUGACAGCUCGCUUCAUGGAAUGUCUUUGGGGGGGGAAAGGAUGUUUCAUGACGAGAGCCCUCUCGCCAGCUGACUGACCUAUAUUACGAACCAAGGAACCCUGGAGGAGUGGUUGGACGGGAGCGUGUUCCCAGACGCGGAUGGUGCCACCUCGUAAACACAUCCACCCCCACGCCCAUGCGACGAUGUGGUCGGAGGUCUUCGUAGUCCAGCCUAUGAAAACAAGUCACGAAGAGGAUCGGAUGGCCUUAUUCCGCCCAGCGCGUCAAAACGGAUCAGAUACAUCCACAUUAUAGUUCACGCCUUCUGGAGUAUGAGGAGGCAGUCGAUAGCAUCCCAGUCUCCCUGCUGUCGUUCUGCCUGAGGAUCCCCGAUGGAGGAUGAACUCUGUGGGUCUGGGCCAUCGAUCGAGCAGCAGAAACCAAUCGGCUCUGGAGGCUUUGAGUGAAGGAUGACAUUAGAUAUAGUCUGACAUCGAUGUACUCUCCCCAGAACAGAGGACUUCAUCCGGAGGUUUCAAACCGAGCACUCGCUCAGUGAUGUCCCGAACGCUGAGGAUGUAGAUCGGAGCGGAACGCAAAGCUAAGGGCCAGGGAGGGUUAUCUUUGUUGCGAUGCGACUUCAGUCGGUGCUGGAUGUGGUGCCGCUGGAUAAUAUAGUCGAUGUUUGUAGUGCACAUGUAAAUUCAGAUGUGAACGUGGACGAGGGCUUGUUUGUGAAGGCAGUGCAGGCUGUCAGGUCGUUGAACUGGCUCAUGUUUGGCGAUGCAUGUAGGAUUUAGUCUUUGCUGGCUUGUCAGAAUGUAGGGCACUUUCUGCACUCAUGAGCCCGACAUCACAAUAGAGGGUCAGUCUCUUUAUUUCUCUUGCUCUAAACAGGGGUUGUGCGCUUGAAUCUUAUGUAUGAGAAAAGACACGUCAACCGACUAGGAUACGGUGUAUUUUUUCUAUUCACUAUUUAUUGACCGCUUUUUAAAUAGUCGGCUGGAUGAUCUGGUUUUGAUUGGCUACUGCCAGGCGCAUAGAUUGCCUACUUUGUGCAGCUUUUAAACGUUCUUACAAGGUUAUAAUUGAAUCACCGCUUUAUGACAGUUGACCGUAAGCUAAUGGCUCUCUGUUUAUAGGCAAAAUAUAGCGCAACGCGUUGGAGGAUUCAUAGUCUACCACCAACAUUGAAAUAAGAUGAGUAAGGCCUAAAUGAAGAUUAAAAUGGAAGCCAUAAGUCGUUGUUACUCAUUUUAGGCUACACUACAUUUAGUAGAUCCAGUUUCUGAAUUUGAAUUCAUAACUCGACUGAGUGCCCCCCCGCCCGGACGUUUUACAUAGGCUCCCAGGUUCCUGGUAACCAGGCCUGCUGUCUGUCAGAACACACAUCCAUCUGUCCUCGGUGGAACAGCCCGACCGUCCCCCGGGAACACCCGCCGGAUCGCGGCUCCGCUGGGCCGAGGGGUCCGACGCGAGGAGCCUCCCCCUGGACCCGUCGCUCCGGGAGUACAUGUUCCCUACGCCCUGCGUCCUUUCACCCCUGGUUACCGCGGCGACACUGCUUCCUCGGGACGGGCCGCCGACGGUGGAGGGGCCGGCCGCGCUCUGACCCCCCGGGACGGACCGCUGAGCAGCCCGCGGGUCCCCCGAUGGGCCCCGCGUGAGUCGCUAGAGGCCAGGGCCGUGACGCCAGACCGCGCCCCGCCGCCAUGGACCCCCCGGGCAGGGCCUGCAGCGCCGCGGGGCCCUGCACCAGCUGUGGAGGCCGCUGCUCCCCCCCGCCCCUCUGCCUCGCCUCCCCCGGGCCCCCCUCCAACCCGUGGUCCUCCCCCACGCCGCCGCCCCUGAUGCGGCCCGGCCCCGCCCCGCAGCAGGGGGUGAACGGCGGCAGCUGGAGCUCCACCUCGGCCGGCUCCUCCUCCUCCCCCCCCCCGCCCUGCCCCGGGGGCGGGGGUCCGCAGCCCAACCCCUACUGGACGGCCGUGUUCGACUACGAGGCGGCGGCGGACGAGGAGCUGACGCUGCGGCGCGGCGAGCCGCUGGAGGUGCUCUCCAAGGACUCCAAGGUGUCCGGAGACGAGGGCUGGUGGACGGGCAAGAUCCGGGACAAGGUGGGCAUCUUCCCCAGCAACUACGUCACGCGGCGGGACCCCCAGCUCGCCCCGGGGGGGGGGCUGGUGCCGGGCGCGGUGGGGGCCGGGGACCGCCCCUCGGAGAUCGACUUCUCGGAGCUGGUGCUGGAGGAGGUGAUCGGCGCGGGGGGCUUCGGGAAGGUGUACAAGGGGGUGUGGCGAGGGGAGGAGGUGGCGGUGAAGGCCGCGCGGCAGGACCCCGACGAGGACAUCAGCGUCACGGCCGAGAGCGUGCGGCAGGAGGCCCGGCUCUUCUGGAUGCUGCGCCACCCCAACAUCAUCUCGCUGCGCGGCGUGUGCCUGAAGGAGCCCAACCUCUGCCUGGUGAUGGAGUACGCCCGGGGAGGCGGGCUGAACCGGGCGCUGGCCGGCAAGAGGGUGCCGCCCCGCGUGCUGGUCAACUGGGCCGUGCAGAUCGCCACGGGGAUGAACUACCUGCACAACCAGACCAUCGUGCCCGUCAUCCACCGAGACCUCAAGUCCAGCAACGGUAAGGGCCCGGUGGGGCUGGGGGCCCGUCCUUGGGGAGGGGGGGGCCCCAUAGACCUCUAG
Gadus morhua (Atlantic cod) is the source of this 2858-nucleotide messenger RNA. RefSeq names its product mitogen-activated protein kinase kinase kinase 10 (gene map3k10). Gene Ontology annotation, molecular function: protein binding; JUN kinase kinase kinase activity; ATP binding. The record is from RefSeq and is a predicted model, not a curated record. Lineage: Eukaryota; Metazoa; Chordata; Actinopteri; Gadiformes; Gadidae. Bases 1884 to 2858 code for a protein of 324 amino acids. The transcript is spliced from 2 exons. Gene Ontology annotation, biological process: protein phosphorylation; positive regulation of apoptotic process.